Molecule: messenger RNA, 9308 nt
Organism: Caenorhabditis auriculariae
Lineage: Eukaryota; Metazoa; Nematoda; Chromadorea; Rhabditida; Rhabditidae
Source: the annotation of a GenBank genome assembly
AUGGUCUAUCAUGGCCAGCGGAGACGGCGUAGUGCAAACCGGACGGAUCCUGUAGGGUUGAACUGGUGUGACAGGUAUCUUAGGUAUCUACUGAUUCACUUUUAGAAACGAGAAGUCGUGAAAACUCUUUACGGCUUUGAUUUUAGAAAUAAUGAGGGGAUAUUUCUAGUCCUUCCAUCGGACUCCGUUUAAAGCGUUGAGAUUCUUUCAGAGUGGAGGAAGCUGGUCGAUUGUGUGAAGUUGGCGGCAAUGGUUUCUCCGGUUCUAAAACUCGCAUUGUCGAGCAUGUUUCGGAGCUCGAACGUUUGGCAAAUACAGGUGGGCCGCGAGUUCUCAAAUACUGUGCCUUGAUACGUUAUCGAUUCGAAAGCACAUAUUGGGUGAGAACGGACGGUGAGGAGGACACCAGAGAAACACAGGCGGGGCGGGGCCUGGAGGACGGACCUCGGGGGAAUCGCCUCCUUUUCCAGCUUUUCCUUCUGUCCUUUUCAAGCUUCUGGUUUUCGCCUUGUGACUCGAAACUUUUCUUAGAAGUUUUCUUUCAAUCUUUCGACAAAAAAGUCCGAAAUUUUUUCUGACUUCAUAUUUUCAGAAGAGAAGGAGAUUUUCCCAGCGGUAAUCGCACCCUUUAAAUUUGGAACCCCGUUUGGAAAAAAAUCGUUUAUGUUUUCUUGGCAUGAGAUCUGGCUCAGAGUUCUGAUAGGUAGAAAUUUCUUUUUCAGUUAAAAAAAAACUUCAAAUUUCCAUUUUCAAAACCUCUUCUGACAUUCCUUACAAAUUAUUUAAACUCACAUGUCGGGAAAAUAAUUAAUUCACGUUUCCGUGAAAUGAUUAUUGCAAAGAUUGGCAGUUCAUUCCAAUCCGACUUGGCGACUCCUAUUGCGACCACGACAAAAACUACAGUGAGAUCACUAUGGCUCAUUCUUUUUAUUUAUUUAAAUUCGAUCGAAAUUAUUCUUGAGAAAGAAAAAAACUCGAUGUGAAUACUACAUAUUUAUUGUAAAACGAAAACGUUUAUAACUAUAUUGGAAGCCUCUACUAAAUUUUAGGAACGUUGUCCCCAUUUCCGUUUUUUUUUCUCUCCCAAUCAUGGUUUUUGGAAAAAGAUUCUGCGCUCUCAGUGAUUUCAGACGCGCCUAGAACCCCAUAAUAUGAACUUUUAAAGUCGAUCUAGUCCUAGGAAUUACAGAAAGAAUUUUUUUUCUUACCUUGUAUUCUUAAUUUCCGCAAAAUCAUAUGAUCACGGCUUCCCUGCAAACUCUUGGUGAUGGAGGUUUUGUAGAAUGGAGCCGAGGUACGAGGUUUGGAAAGGCAACGGAGAGACGAUCCUCUACGCGCCUUAUAAGUACGAGAACAUCUACUUUUUCGAAGGCCAGCUCGAUGACAUCACCAUGCACACUUUCUUUUCGCGUCAUUGGUUCAAAUCCGUGUACCUGGCCAUCGCCUACGUCAUCGUGACCAACGUACUCCAGCGGUUUAUGGAAAACCGCAAGCCUUUGAAGUCAGCCUUUUUCGAAGAACGCCCUUCACUCACUCAAAAAUCUCUUCAGCUUAAACUAUUUCUAAAAGCAAAGACUGAAUCUUGUUAUGGUGGCUUUGAAAACGAAAGAAACACUUUUUUCUAAACAAAUAUAUAUUCCGUUUUUCGCUCCUUGAAACUGCAAAAUUCUUCUGCGCUCUCCUCUUCUCUCGGCGACCGUCUCACGUUUACGUGCUGUUUUCAUUUUUCUCUGACACCGCCGCUGAGAGAACAUAAAGACGCAGACAGACAGAAAGUUUAUGCCGUGUUCAAUUUGAUUCCGCGAAAUUCAAAAUACGCGUUAGAGAAAGGAAAAAAUCACUAAAUUUUGGAGAGUCAAAGAUCACUUUGCAUUUCGCGGAAUCAAAUUGAACACGGCAUUAAAUUCGCCGAGAACGGAUAUAAUCAAACCAAUAUAUUUUAAAUUAAGCUUUUUUUAUUUUGGACCUUCUUCCAAACACUCAGAAACACAUUAAGCUUCCAAUCGUGAUUAAAUAUAUCAGUUGAGCAGAUAACUAUUGGUGAUUCCCAAUAAUAUCUCUGAUGGAAAUGAUGUAUUUUUUGAAAAAAAAAAUUUAAAAAGAAAAUUAAAAAUGUUUUCAUAGCCCUCUCAUGUUUAGGUGUUUGUUUGCUAGAAUUAUUUUGCUCAUUUACAAAGUUUUGUUCAGUAUCCGGCCCCUUCUCAUCUUGUGGAAUGGAUCGCUGGCAGUUUUCAGCAUCCUGGGAACCUGGCGAUUCGGAACUGAAUUCUUUCAUCUGAUUUUCAAUAGGUAAGAAUCUUUGUUCCAUUUUUCGCGUUCUCGCCGGUUUCCGUCGUGAGCUUUCUUGGAAAAAAAGUAACAAUCAAAAACUGAGAUGUAAAACUUUGGAGUGUGUUUCUUUGCUCGUUCUUUUUUUGCUGCGAUGGAAGAGAUAAUGUUUUGAGGCCUUGGCCGGAUUCGAUCUGUUUCUCGGUGGAUCCCUACCAACCGGCGGCCUUCUGGGCCUGCAUGUUCGCUUUUUCGAAAAUCGCCGAGUUCGGAGACACAAUGUUCCUCGUCCUUCGCAAGAGACCCGUCAUUUUUCUCCACUGGUAUCAUCACGCCGUUGUCCUCGUUCUUAGCUGGCACUCCGGUUCGCACUCACUUUUCUAUUAUCUUGACGAAAAAGAGCGACGGUAGAAAGAUUUCAUAUAUGAGUCUAUGAAAUUAUCAAAAAAAUAGAAAUGGCCCUCUUACGGGCUAGCCCCAGUCAAAAGUCUCCAAAGCGGCCGGGUUGAAAACUUGUUGUUCUAUCAAAGGAUCAAGACUUGAGCGUUAUCAAUCGUUUCCUAGACUCUCUUUGGUCUUUUUGACCUUGAGAGGGUGCUCUAAAUUUAGUUUGAGGUUUUCUUUCUUAAAAAGGAAUGUUGUUUAAUCUAACUUGAAACGUGCUAAAUCGGAGCGAUUCUGAAUUUUUCCAUUAUUCGAUUGGCUAUGCCUUAGCUGUAGGACGGCCUCGUCGAAAACACGCUAGGAAGAAAUUCCGGUUGGCUGUAGUGCAAUUCAGCUAGAUGUUUCACAAGGGAAGUGUUUUUGGUGGCCGGUUGAACUUUUGUUGAAACUUUGCUGAAAGGUACUAUAAGACCUCCUCUUUCCAGAACACAAAUAAAAUUUUUCGCAAUAGAUCUCGUUUUCGAGUUAUGAAGCUUCAAAGUUCGCCCGCUGAAUGAGUGCUGCAAGGCAAGAGGGAAUCUGGCUCGCGUACGAUCCCUCUACUCCAGUUGGCAGCGUGGUGUAGUGGCUAGCGUCCUCGCACUGGGGUGUCCAUGACCGUGGUUCGAAACUUUUUGAAGAAAUUCGUUUUUGCCAAAACUUUCGUAGGAGGAGUUUAUCGUCAUUGAGGAAAUAGACCAAAACUUUCUUUCCAAAAUAACAUAGAUUCUCAUUUCAUUCGAUUUACCAAGACUUUCGACGAACAUUUUCCUUCAGCCCAUGGGCAUGAUCAAUAGAUCACUUUCUGUAUUUUUUUUUAAAUCUAGAGGAGACUUACUCAUCUUGCUGUGGCGUAAGCUUUCAUUUAAUUCCUUUAAAAUUAUCAACUGGACUGAAACGCUGAUUAAUAGGCAUGUUGAACUUUUGAGGCCAAAAAAAAAAAGACUAUUAACCAUGUUUAUAAGCGGAAGAAAGCUUUUCAAUUGGUAUACCGAAUCAAAAUGAAAAAAUAUGUUAAUUCGGAGAAAAAAUUUUGAUCGAUUUUAACAAUGUCGAUAGAUUCCUCCUAGGAAAGUUUUGGCAAAAACGAAUUUCUUCAAAAAGUUUCGAACCCCGGUCAUAGACACCGCAGUGCAGGGACGCUAGCCACUACACUACGCUGCCAACUGGAGUGGAGGGAUCGUACGCGAGCCAGAUUCCCUCUUGCCUUGCAGCACUUAUUCAGAGUGCAAACUUUGAAGCUCCAUAACUCAAAAAUGAGAUCUAUUGCGAGAAAUUUUAUUUGUGUUCUGGAAAGAGGAGGUCUUAUAGUACCUUUCAGCAAAGUUCCAACAAAAGUUCAACCGGCCACCAAAAACACUUCCCUUGUCAGUAAAGAAUUCACCUUGGUCUACAAAGUUCAAAACAACGAAUUGUAGGAAGUAGAACAUUUAUCAAUUAAAAAAGAUCUUCAAAAGUUUUCGUCGAAACUUACAAAACUCUCAAAACUUCAGAUUCUAAAUUAUUUUCGCAAAUUAUAUUAACUUUUUUUUUAAAGUUUAGUCAAAGAAAUCGUUUCGGUACGAAGCUGCACUUUUAAAUUACAAGUUCACACUGAUUAGACUUCGAGCAUAUUUAUAACAGAUAAAUGUUUGAAGUUAUCCUCAAGCUCAAGAAUAAAAGUUGUAUUGUUGUGAAGCUUGAGUAUAGCUUCCGAACGUAUUUCGAGUAUCGGAAUGAUAUUUUUGCAUGCAUUCAGUGGCCAACUUUUUUUGUGUUUGCUGUAUGAAUCCACAUCAUCCCGUCAAAAUUUAUGUUUUGUACUGAAAUACGAAAAUGUGCCCUUUGUUGACACUGUCAGGAUGGUGACUGAAAUAUGUGAAUGGUUUCUUCACAUACUCCAAACUAACUGGUUAGCAGUUCAAAAUUCAGAAAAACAACACGUUAUCUCUUUUUCUUUUUCCGUAAUAUCAGCUUUAUUUCUACUUACCAGGUUAGUACGAAAUAAUUUUGAACGCUUAGCCAACAGAAAGGACUUCUUGUUGAAACCAUUCAUCUGAUUCACGGAACGAAAUUAUAGUUUUUUUCUUCAUUUAAAUGCAAUUCCCGCUGAGAUAUACAGCGCUAGGAACAUCGUUUCGGGCGAAUUACAGCCAGAACGUCUUCUUCGAAUCUCAUUCAGCUGAGAUUCAUCAAGGAAGAGAAUUGGAAGCCUUCUUUCACUAGUGGCUUCGCGUUGAUGUCACAAAGAGUCCCAAAAUAGCAGAAAAAUACGUACCAUGGAAACUUUGCCGGUUGUCAUAGCGCUCACCGAAAUGCCCUUGUGGUCUUGGCUUCCAAACGGAAAUAGAAUGAAGUAUUUCAGGAAACGACUGAAAAGCAAUUACGACCAAAAAAUUUGAAAACGAAUCAGGAAUUCUAACGUUUUCCUUCUUUUCAGCAGUAGAAUUGACGGCGGCCGGUCGCUGGUUCAUUUUCAUGAACUAUCUGGUGCAUUCGAUCAUGUACACUUACUACGCGGUCACCAGCAUCGGCUACAGACUUCCCAAGCUUAUAUCUAUGUGAGUCCGAUAUCGCGUUUCAUAUAAAUUUUUUCUGAGCACCAUUGAGAUGUGUUCUCGGUUGGAAAGCUCCGAAAAUAUUAGAUUAUUACCGUUUACCCAUUUGAAAACAGAUACUAUUGGCCCCUGUUUUCGCUAAAACAAUUGAUAAAUUCGUCAGAUUUCUACUAAUUUUCAUUUCUGAUUCAAAUCUCAUGCUUUUCCUUUCUCAAACUAGCCUCACAUUGAUCUUUUCAGGACGGUGACAGCUUUGCAAACGACGCAGAUGUUGAUAGGAGUUGCCAUUUCGGUCAUCGUCCUUUACUUGAAGCUCAACGGACAGGUAAUUUUAUUGCUCUCCUUCCUGCUUUCAAUUGGGAAUCGCAGUCAAAGCAUAAUAUUUUAUUUUCAUCUCCUCCACUGUUAAACCCGUGUUCCCAUUUCAAGACGAAACUAUGAAAUGAUAUAAAAAAAAUUCGCGUAUAAAAUAGGUAGAGAUCCUCCUGAGUUUCGAACUUUCAGCUGUGCCAGCAGUCUUACGACAACUUGGCGAUUUGCUUCGCCAUUUACACGUCGUUCCUGGUUCUAUUCUCCAAUUUCUUCAACAAGGCAUACCUUGUGCGUCGACCGAAGCCCAGCUCUAAAGUCGAAUAACUUUUUGCAAUUCCUAUUUCCGUGCCCCACUUAUUGAGUCAACCUUACGAGUCCUUUUCGUCGUGAUAAUGUUCCAUGAACGACGUUUAAAAAAGGCGGUUCUUCUGUUUGAAUACUCGCAAUCUAAUUUUUUUUUGUAGUUUUUUUCGCGAUACGUCAAAAAGGUUCCGCCGUUUUUUAAACAAAUACUUGUGCUAUGAAUUGAUUUUAAUGAACUUUUUUGUUGAAAAUUUUUUGAACAUAAUUGCCCUUCAACAACGUACUACUUUCUACAAAAUAUUGCAGCAGUUUUAACAUAAUCAGCCUUUUAAUAACCAUACAUAUAUCGAUUGGAUCCAAAUUAAGACUUAUAUUUUUGAAAAAAAAUGAACUUCGCGUCAUUGACUAAAAAAAUAUCUUAAUGGAUCACUUUCAAUAGAAAAGGCAGCUCAAUAAUCUCAAUAUAAAAAAAGUUAACUGAAAAAUUUUACGUGGGUUUUAAGUGGAUUGAUUGAAAAAGAGCAGAUUCCUGAACGCUUACAAGGGAAGAGAACAUGAAUAUAAAAGGUUUCUGACCGAAGAGAUGACUGGAAGUCGACAGAAAUUCUACCGUGCAAAGCCGUGUAGUGAAAUGAAUUCUUAGAAGCGUCAUAGGUCGGCUCGAAGGAAAAUUUUCCUUUUAUGUGUUUUUAGAAAGGUCUGGAAAAAAUUUCAGUAAUUUUUAUUAAGCUUUGAAGCUUGAUCUUCAAGUAAUUGUUCUGUAAGUACGUGGGCGCUCUUUUUGACUCGAACAAAAAAUCGAUCAAUAUUCCUUAUCACUGUCCCUUUCUCUAUUGAGAACGUUGUUGUAUUCAGUGAGUUCCAGAAUUUUACGCCUAUCGGCGUAAUUUUUCCAAUAUUUUUUCAUCUCUCAUUCUUGAAUUCAGUAAGGGUCAUCCCUGUAGCUUUCUAAUGCAGCUGUAUGCGGACGAGCUGGAGCUCUUCGGCGGUUCUCUGGACAUCGAAAGUUCCAUCGGCAGGGGAGGCUUCUCUGAUAUCUACGGCGCCGUUUACGACAAUCUGGUUUGAUAUUAGAAAGGAUUUUACGAACAAAAUACAGCACGUUGCUAUGAAAGUUCCUCGAGCACACAACUGCGAAAUUUCAAAGUUUCAUGAAGUUCUGCAAGGUUUACCACGAAACAUUUUUGUAUCAUUCAAACCAUUGGUAGAACUUCAACGCGAAGCUUCAAUUAUGGCUGCCUUGGAACAUAGAAACGUCGUGAAAUUCCACGGGAUCUGCUACGACCGCGUUCACCCAGGUAUAGUGAUGGAAAUUUGUCUGGGUAGGUAAUUCCAAUAAUGUAGUCAUGUCGGCGAUUUCGGCAGGUUCCUCUCUGGGCCAAAUCACGCGCAAACUUCUUCUCCUCGAGGAGUCAGCCGUGGUUCCACUGAGGGUCGCUUACUCCUGGUGUCGGCAGGUCACGGCCGCCAUGGAAUUCAUCUCACAUACGCACGUCCACGGCGAUCUCAAAGCGGAUAACGGUUUGUUUUUCACUUUUUUCCAAUUUUCUAACUGAAAAGAGAAUUGGUUUUUGUUGGCCUAGGUGAAAACGAAACAAGAAGCUACUCCUUCGUCGACAGAAAAAUAACAGUUCUUUAGUUUGGAAUAUGUUGGCAUAACACAAGAUUUAUUUAAAACCGAGAUUUCACUUUCUUGCAAAACUUUUAAAUCAACUCUUUUUCUAUCAAUCUCAGAGUUUCAGUCUUGGUAAAAGAAGAAGUCUGCUUCUGUUUUUUGUCGUUGGAUUCGCAUACCGAAGAUUGCCCUGAUGAUUUUUCACUCUGGACUGAGCCAGUCUGUCCUUUAUGCCAGAAAUGCUCUCUCGCCUUUUUGACGCUGAAAAUUUGUGACUUUGGCACUGCUUUUCCUGCUUCUAGAGCAGGUGAAACACGGUUAGUAGAACAAUGAGUUCCCUGAAAUAAAACUCACUAGUCAGUUAAAUAUUCAAUUCAAGGAAAGAAAUCUCUGGGACCGAAAGUUUCAUGGCUCCUGAGGUGAAAAAUGAGAAGAAAUGUUCGGAGAAAUCAGAUGUCUACGCGUACGGCUGCAUGGUCAUGGAGAUCGACAAAGUCUGCCAGGUCGUUGAUUAUUUUUAUCGAGGAUUUUCUUCACAAAAAAAAACGGUUUUUCUCUGUUAAUUCUAAAAAUGAGAUACCUAACAAAAGUAAAUUUUUUGAAUAUAAAAAAAUUAGGACGCAAGAGCAAAAAGAAUCGACCGAGAAUUUGAUGAAACUUCAGUUUCGUAGUCGACGAGUUGGACAGCGCAAAGAGCGUUAGGUUACAGUUUUGCAAAUUGAAAGCGCAAAGAAGAAAUUUUAAAAAACUUUGCUGUGAUCAGCGUAUUCUAGAGCAUCUCAGAACAUAAACAAAUAGCUUUUUCCAUGUGGGUCUUUUUAUUAUACCCGGUUUUAUCAAGUACCACCUCUACGCGGUGAUAGGGAGGCAACGCCAUUUAUGGCGGCUAAAGGUACACCGGUCACGCAGUUCGGCUUGCUUCUGCUAACAGAAUGGGCGGUCUUUUUUAACCCUGGCAAGGCAAAAAGGAUAAUAAGACCACAAUUAUGCUAUAACACGUUUAACACCACGGAUGGAACUUUUUCGCAAGAAUACCAGUCAACCAGGACGACAACACUGGAUGACCGAUUGCAUAAAACCUCCUGGAAAACGUGUGGUCCACGCUUCGAUUAAUAAAAGGCAAUAAAAUGUCAAAAGCGAAAAUGGACCAUCUAAGUAUCUAAGUAAGUAAGUAAGGUUUUAUCAAACUCGAGUUCGGCAAACAAUUAGAAAGAAAAAGUCUAUAGCCUGAAUAAAACAGGCUGCAGAAGUUGGAAAGCCUCUCACCGACCUUCUCGUUGCCCUCUUCUGAUGACUUGAAGUUUCUACCGUUAGGAUCAGUUGAAGUUGUCAAAAGUUGCUUGGUUUGGAAGUUUCCUAAAUGUUUCUCAACUCUUUCAUCAGAAAAAUGAACCGCAUGAGCGGCCAAGCUUCUCUCAACUUCACAGAUUCUUCACAAAUGGAUCAGUUACCAGUAAUGUCGAGAAAAUUGAAGUUUAUUUGUAAUAAUUUUAUUUAUUUGUGUAUCAACGUUCAGGCGGAAGAUCUUGACUUGAAUAAACGUACAGGAAGCCUGAAAGCGACUGACAAAACCAGUUCUGGAACCCAAAAGUUUGUGAGUCCUUCUUAUAAAAAAAAUUUGACAGUUUCGAAGUCUGGAGAGAAAAGUUGAAAAAAUUUCAGGAAAAUGGAUCAAGAGAAAAACAAGAACAUUAUUGGACGUUACAAGGACAGAUUCAUGAAGGUUGAAUAUAAUUUUCAAAUUGAAACUUAUUAUAUUCCAGUUGCGACAAAGCAUACGCCGUUCAAAGUAAGCGAUCAAGCGAUUGAGAGAACUCAGAGAAUUUGAGAUCAAGAAAAGCAGCGAGUGA